This is a messenger RNA of Clupea harengus (Atlantic herring), 5220 nucleotides long. RefSeq names its product CAP-GLY domain containing linker protein 2 (gene clip2). Gene Ontology annotation, molecular function: microtubule plus-end binding. Gene Ontology annotation, biological process: cytoplasmic microtubule organization. NCBI's taxonomy places the organism in Eukaryota, Metazoa, Chordata, Actinopteri, Clupeiformes, Clupeidae. Gene Ontology annotation, cellular component: microtubule plus-end; nucleus; cell cortex. The record is from RefSeq and is a predicted model, not a curated record.
AAAGCAUCGGAAAGUUGCCAGUGAUUUCCUCUGCCGCUCCCCCGCAGUCCUCGUUGUGCACUCACUGUCUAUUGUCUGGAUAUGCUGAGCCCUGGGAAAGAGGCCGAGUAUCGUUGCGCUUUCGGCUAAAAUAGGGUACCUCCUCCCCCUCUAUUCAAUAAACCACAUGCUAGCGGUAGUGAAAGCGUCGUAGAUCCAAGGUAACACGGUCCUAUGCUGCUGAAAUGCUUUAACGGAAACCAGCACACCCAAGAAAACAGAGGACGUGGCCAUAGGGAUGGAGACAUCAGUUUAGUACAAUCGUAUCUAGACCAGACCCCUUGACGACAUUUAUCUAGACCGCGUUCCUAAAAUGACCCGGCAUCUCAGUCGCCUUUAUACUGCGGCUCGCAUCCUGCCACACUCCUCCUCUCAGUUCUAGCUCAGCAUCCAUAUUUUUUGCAUCCCUGUGUGUGAGUGUAGGGAGUGGCAGACCACCGAUAUAUCUCCAGCCCGGGGAUACAGGGAGCUAUUUCAUUUAAGCUAGAAUAAAGUUAGUUGGCGACUACCCUGCACAAAACCGAAUGUGGACUUUGUAAGUCCUGCAGGUACAAUGGGGACCCUCCAUCGCUACUCCCACAUCUAGUGCCUCAGGAAAAAGCCUUUGGUUAUUGGGAAUUUGCUGCCUAUCAGCCGAACGCCAUGAACAUGUUGAAGUCAAGUGGACUGAAGAUUCCUGGCAGGGGUCCAAAGCACUCCAGCCCUGUGGGACGAACCACUGCUGGGUCCUCUUCCGGUCCUGCUGCACAAAAAGACAACUCCCCUCACAAGCCCACCACACCGACACCCAGCAACGCCUCAGACAAGUCCAGCUCCAAAACCUCCGAGGUCGGAGAUGACGUCUUGGGGGACUUUGUGGUUGGUGAACGGGUGUGGGUUAAUGGCGUCAAGCCUGGCUGCGUCGCUUACCUCGGCGAGACACAGUUUGCACCGGGUCAGUGGGCCGGGGUGGUCCUGAACGAUCUGGUCGGCAAGAACGACGGCUCGGUUGGGGGCGUGCGCUACUUCGAGUGCCAGCCCCAUCAGGGCAUCUUCACCCGUCCCUCCAAGCUCAACAGGCAGCCGGUGGGCGACGGAGGCGACGGCCACACCGGGGAUGCCCUCACGGUCCAGAACCUCCAGAGUCUCCAUGGGGGUGCGGGCAAUGGCGCCCAGCGGGCGGUCAUGCCCCUAAGAGAGGGUAUGCUCAACAGCGCCGUGAAGACAGGCAACGAGUCUGGCUCCAACAUGUCUGACAGCGGCUCGGUGAAGAAAGGGGGUGACAAGGAUCUCAGAGUGGGAGAUCGUGUGCUGGUUGGAGGCACUAAAACCGGAGUAGUGCGCUAUGUGGGGGAGACUGACUUUGCCAAGGGCGAAUGGUGCGGUGUGGAGCUGGAUGAGCCACUGGGGAAGAACGAUGGAGCCGUAGCAGGGACCAGGUAUUUCCAGUGCCAGGCCAAGUUUGGGCUCUUUGCUCCCAUCCACAAGGUGAUCCGCAUCGGCUUCCCCUCCACCAGCCCGGCCAAGGCCAAGAAGACCAAGCGCAUGGCCAUGGGCGUGUCGUCGCUGGCGCACAGCCCCAGCAGCUCAUCCAUCAGCUCCGUCAGUUCGGUGGCCUCCUCCGUGGGCAGGCCCAGUCGCACCGGCCUGCUGACGGAGACGUCGUCGCGGUACGCCCGCAAGAUCUCGGGCACCACUGCACUCCAGGAGGCGUUGAAGGAGAAGCAGCAGCACAUCGAGCAGCUCCUGGCCGAGAGGGACCUGGAGCGGGCCGAGGUCGCCAAGGCAACCAGCCACAUCUGCGAGGUGGAGAAAGAGUUGGGCGUGCUCAAAGCCCAGCACCUGCAGUAUGCUGCAGAGACGGAGAGCAACCUGCAGCAAGUAAAAACAUUACUGGUCACCACUCAAAAGGACAAAUUGGAACUGGCCAAUCAGCUUGAGGAAGAAAAAAGGAGAGUUGAAGAUCUUCAGUUCAGAGUGGAAGAGGAAUCCAUCACCAAAGGAGACCUAGAGACACAGACGAAGCUGGAGCAUGCCCGCAUACGGCAGCUCGAGCACAGUCUGCUGGUCGAAAAGUCAAAAGCAGAGAAGCUGAAAAAAGAAUUAGAGGAGAAAAUGCAAACCACGGUGGAGGAGAAGACCCGGGUGGUGCAGCUGGAGGCAGAGGUGGAGGACAUGAAGGCACGUCUGCAGAGGAGCACGGGCGGCCCCGGGGAUGCGUCUGGGUCCGCUGGUACCGCCGCCAGCGUCUCAGACACGGAGGUGGGUCUGAGCACCGAGCUCAUACGCGAGCAGCUGCUGUCGGCGGGCCGUGAGCACCGCGAGGAGAGCAGCCAGCUGCGGGAGAAGUACGAGGCGGCGCUGAGCGGGAGCCAGCGCGAGGCCGAGCACCUGAAGUCCACCGUGGAGCGGCAGGCCCAGGAGAUCGCCGACCUGCGCCAGCGGCUUCAGCAGUCCACGCGCGAGAACAUGGACAUGAUGGACGGCUGGAAGACUAAGCUGGACUCCCUGUCGGGCGACCACCAUCGCGCCCUGGAGGAGCUGAAGGCCUCGCUGAUGGGCGAGCGGCGCAACGGGGAGGGCGAGGGUGAGGACGGUAACACCAGCGCACCGCCCGAGGUGAGGGCGGCAAUGGAGAGCCUGCGCAUAGAGCAGCAGCUGGAGCUGGAGAACCAGAAGGCCAAGCAUGAGAUCGAGGUGGCCGUGAUGUCCAAGGAACGCGAGGACUACCGCACGCGACUCCAGGAGCUCCGCGACCAGCUGGAGGAAAGCGACGGGAACUGGAGGAUCCAGGCAGAGGUCAAGAGCGGCCAGCACGUGUUGGAGCUCAAGGAGGCUGCCGAUAGGCUCCAGAAAGCCGAACAGAGGCUAGGAGAGCUGGAGAAAGCCCACGAGGAGCAGGGCCGCACAGGCCAACUCCAGAGGGAGAGGCUGGAGCUGGCUGAGAAGAAGAUGGUGGACUACGAGACCCUGCAGAAAGCAGAGGCCCAGAGUCGGGCAGAGCUGCUCACGCUGGAGGAAAAGCUGAGAGUCAGUGAGAACAGACUGCAGGCCAUGGAGGCUGACCGCACCACCCAAGACGCUAAUGUGAUAGAGGAUACUGAUAACUCCGAAGAAAAGAUUCAAUUAAAGCAGACUAUGGAAGAAACCUAUGAGAAACUUACAAAAAGAGAAAAAGAAGUCUCUACUCUUUCAACACAAGUGGAUGCUCUUCAGUCAGAAAUUACUGCCUUGGAGAGCAAAGUUCGUUUAGGGGAUAAGAAGGCUGAUGCACUUCUCAAAGACAAGAUGCGUGUGGAGGCUGAGCUGGAGUCGAUGACCAAGAAAUCCCAUGAUGCUUCAGGACAGCUUGUCAUCAUUAGCCAGGAGCUCCUGAAGAAAGAGAGGAGCCUGAAUGAACUUCGAGUGUUAUUGCUGGAGUCCCCCCGCCACUCGCCCGGAUUGGACCGUGAUCUAAGCAGGGAAGUGCACAAAGCUGAGUGGAGGGUGAAGGAGCAGAAGCUGCAGGAAGACAUCAAAACCCUGCGGGAAAAACUGCUGCUGCUGGGUCGGGAGAAGUCGUCCCCAGACCACCGCAGGUACUCCAUGAUGGACCCGUCUGCGUCGGAGACAGAGGUGACCCGGCUGCGCCAUAGGCUACUGAGCACAGAGGACCUCCUGAGGAACGCCCUGGAACACAACCAGGAGGUGGACCAGCUGGUGGAGGCCAUGUGCACACGGCCAGACAAGGGCCAGGCCCAUGGUGGUGCAAAUUCAGCCAAUGGUAUUCAUCAACCAGACACAUCUCUCUUACAAGAGGUAAUACACAAGGAACAACACUGAUGAAGGGGGAAAGGAGGCCGAACUGAUUGUUUUGAAAACUGUGGAGGUACAUUGUAAGGAAAGAAGAAGCAGCCAGUUUGAAGCUUAGACUUCGUACUAACGCUCCACUGGACAUGUGAAUUUUUUUUUUUUUUCAGUUUAUAGUUAACACCAAAUCGACGACUAGCUGUCUCAAUAAACAAUCCAAAGCAUCAUAAUGAACAUCUAAUAUGCCCCCUGACAGACGAGAAAGAGGUUAUGCGGUUCCUUGUUUGUGCAAACUUACUUGGCCAAUAAAACCUGAUUCUGAUUCUGGUUAUGGUACGAUCCUGUUACCUGUAGACUACCUCCUACAUGGACAAGGUUGAUGUUUUAAAAUGAAAGAAAGUGGUCCAAUUAUGACAAAUUAUGACAAAUAUGACAAAACAUGACAACCUUGUUUACCAGAGCUGUGGACAGAACUUGGUUUGGCUCCACCAGGAAGAACACAUGAGUACCAGGAUGAUUGAUAUUUAGCCUCUAUUGAAACUCGUUUAAUUUAUUGGCAAUCUUUUUGUAUGACUUUGAUUGCAAAGUAUUCAGUUAGAACAAAGAAGGGAGCCCUUUUGCAUAUAGGGAUUGAGGUACAUGUUUAUCCCACAAGUAGCAUACAGAUGGAUACAAAUAAAAACAGUCUGAAGGAUUUGGUCAAGGCUCGAGUUGGGGUGUCACAGCGUAUGGAUCUGUGUUUAAAACUGUAUUUAAACAAUUCAACUCUCAGUCUGUGUGCAAAAACAUCAGCUAUACGCCAGUCAUUCAAGUCACAGUACUCUAGCUGUAAUGAACUCCAUGGGCAUACUUCAGUGGUUGUCUGUAAGGCUACAAGGAUCAGUUUCAUAUAAAUGAGAAAAUAUUGAGACUCAUUUUAAGUUACAGAGGGGAGAUUCACUGUUGCAAUACAUUCUUUCCUAUGUCAAGAGGACGUGGGCAUCAGUGACAUGGUCCAGAAUCUGGUAUAAUCUGGUAUGAAGUGUAUAAACAAGAAAACCAUCCAUCAUCUGGAUCUGUUUGCUAUCUCCAACCCAAAUAUACAGAAUAUAUCUAUGUAUUGAGUCUUCCAAAUGUCAGUAUCUCAAAUUCAACAAGAAUCCAUAGCCUCCAGUCCGUUACUAUAUUUACAGGAAACAAUUGGUGAAUAUUUGGUCUUUGGGGAACUUUCUGUAGGUACUGUAUGGGCACAGCUAGUACGACGGGGACAUUCUCUGAAGGUGAUAGGGCUGGCCCCAGGCUUUGGAAUUGAAGAAUCUAAAUGUUAUUGGACUUGAAAUAUUGCCUUUUCUCAGUUGGGAAAAAUUCUUCAUACCCUUGAUUGCUGUAAUGUUUCUGAAACUCGAUCAUUAAAUAUUAACAAUAUGGACAAAA